This is a messenger RNA of Mycosarcoma maydis (corn smut), 657 nucleotides long. RefSeq lists its product as uncharacterized. The record is from RefSeq and is a predicted model, not a curated record. The transcript is spliced from 2 exons. Lineage: Eukaryota; Fungi; Basidiomycota; Ustilaginomycetes; Ustilaginales. Bases 1 to 657 code for a protein of 218 amino acids.
AUGAUGUUGCCCUUCCAAUCGUACAUUCUUUUCUCAUUGCUAGCAACAAUAUUCUGGACCAUCGGCUGCGAUGCAUUGCAGCAAAAGCGACCCAUCGCUUUCGGCAGUAGCGUCGAGAAACGAAACCUCGGAGGAAAGUUGAAAGACUGGUAUCUGGCAGGUGUCACCAAGAACUACAUGUGUACCGACACGGGUCGUUUGGUGCCCGUCGAUCCGCAGACAGGUCAUAUGCUGUUGAAAGGGUUGCGAAAGCGAGACAGCUGGUUCGACGAUUUGGUCGGUCAUUCGCACGACACUGAGCAGGGGCUCUGCCGUAAUCCUACAUGGGUUUUGCCUCCCGGUUGGACGCAACCGAUCCCGGUGACGCAGUUCAACGCUCAGUACCCGUGGGUGACGGUCGAUGAUCGUGGACAGAUUCGGUUCCGCGAGGAGUAUAGUAACUGGUUGAAGCAGCGGGCUGGCUCUGGAGUCGGAUCGCAGACGAUGGGCCAACCAGCUAGUGGCACGAGUGGUGCUCCUGCAGCGGUACCGGAUGGAGGCGUCGGCUACGUUCCACCGUCAGCAUUGAACGUGGCUGCCGGCACGGGUACCAGUUCUGGGCUGGGGCAAAACGAUUUCGGUAACGGUAUUUCGGCUGGCAAUGUUGCACACGUCUGA